This is a messenger RNA of Linum trigynum, 3935 nucleotides long. Lineage: Eukaryota; Viridiplantae; Streptophyta; Magnoliopsida; Malpighiales; Linaceae. The record is from the annotation of a GenBank genome assembly.
GCCCAAAUCGAUGCUUAAUGGAUUCAAUCAUCGUUAAAGAAUAGCCUCAGGCCGAAUUGGUGAUCUAUAGCCUUCAGUAUCAAAAGAAAAUGGCAUUUUGUCACCCAAAAAAUUACGAAAAUGUCAUCCGAAAAUAAAUUGGCCCAAAUCGGUGCUUAAUGGACUUAUCAUCUGUGAAGAAUAGGAUCAAUAGACUUCAUCAUCGGUGGUGAAUAGCCUUGGCCUGUUUCCGUGAUCUGUAGCCUCCAUAAUCGAAAGAAAAUAGCAUUUCGGAUAAAUCGCCCGAAAUCUGUGAUGGUACCCCUUUGGAAUCUGCCAAAAAUUGACCCGGAACAAAUCCACCCAAAUCAAUGCUAAUUGGACUAAAUCAUCGUUGGAGAAUAGCUUCAGGUCAAAUCCGUGAUCUGUAGCCUUCAAUAUCAAAAGAAAAUGGCAUUUCGUUGUCCAAAUAAUUACGAAAAUGCCAACCGAAAAUUAAUUGGCCAAAUUGCUUCUUAAUGGACUUAUCAUCCGUGGAGAAUAGGAUCAAUUGACUUCAUUAUCGGUGGAGAAUACCAUCGACCUGAUUCCGUGUUCUGUAGCUUCCUAAAUCGAAUGAAAAUGGCAUUUCGGAUAAAUCGCCUAAAAUCUGUGAUGGUACGUACCCCUUUGGAAUCUGCCAAAAAUUGGGCCGGAAUAAAUCCGCCCAAAUCGGUGCUUAAUGGAUUCAAUCAUCGUUAAAGAAUAGCAUUAGGCUGAAUUCGUGAUCUAUAGCCUUCAAUAUCAAAAUAAAAUGGCAUUUUGUCGCCCAAAAAAUUACGAAAAUGUCAUCCGAAAAUAAAUUGGCCCAAAUCUGUGCAGAAUGGACUUAUCAUUCGUGGAGAAUAGGAUCAAUAGACUUCAUUAUCGGUUGUGAAUUGCCUCGGCCUGAUUCCGUGAUCUGUAGCCUCCAGAAUCGAAAUAAAAUGGCAUUUCGGAUAAAUUGCCUGAAAUCAGUGAUGGUACCCCUUUGGAAUCUGCCAAAAAUUGACCCGAAAUAAAUCCCCCCAAAUCGGUGCUUAAUGAACUUAAUCAUCGUUGGAGAAUAGCCUCAAGCCGAAUCUAUGAUUUGUAUCUUUCAAUAUCCAAAGAAAAUGGCCUUUCGUCGCCAAAAAAAUUACGAAAAUGCCAUCCAAAAAUAAAUUGCCCCAAAUCGGUGCUUAAUGGACUUAUCAUCCGUGGAGAAUUGGAUCAAUAGACUUCAUUAUCGAUGGAAAAUAGCCUCAGCCUGAUGCCGUGAUCUGUAGCCUCUAGAAUCGAAAGAAAAUGGCAUUUCGGAUAAAUCGCCUGAAAUCUAUGAUGGUACCUGAUAAUCGGCUUUAAUAUAUCGGAUUUGUGAAUUUUAUGUGACUAUCUCAUGGUAUGUGUAAGCCGAUUGGUGCUAUUUUAGGGAGAAUUAAUCCGUAAUGGUUGGAAAGCCAUUACCAUUUUGUGUUGGAGUUCUGGUGUGUGUUUAGGUGAAAAGAUGGAUAAAAUGGCAGCACUAGAACUUCCGAAGCAGGAGAUGGCGGGAGGAAUUGGAUCCAUGUUUCUUCCACAACAAGUAAUUGGGCCAAGCCCAAUUGAUGGAGGCAAUUAACUGUUACGGGCUGGCGGCUUGCAAUUGGGCCAGGGGAACUAAUUGUGGGCGGACUAUCAUUUGGAGGGAGGAAAGAAUAUUGGGCCAAGGUUUUGGUGGAAUUGGGAUGGAAUUCUCCAAAAAGAAAGGAAGCAGGCGGAAUUAUUAUUCUGGGGAGGAGAAGGAAUUCUGCCAGGGGUUUCUUUUUGGGCUAGAGCGGAAUUCUUUGGGGAACAGAAUCUCUUUUGAGAGAAAUAAAAAGGCAUCAGGCGCAGCCUUGGACCGGGGAUUAUGGUGGAAGGGCGAAUUAAUUGUGGAGAAAGAAAGGAAGCGGCGCAGCAGGGCAGCAGGCAAUCAGUCGAUUUCCAUCGGCGAUUGAGUUUUUUCAAGGCUAGAGCUGAGUUCAACGAGAGCGAUUAGUUGGUUUGAUUUUCUAAACUGAACUAGUUGUGUAUUGUUGAUUUAGAACAUGAUGAACAAAACCCUAUCGAUUUAUCUUAAUUUCGUCAUGAACUAAACCCCAAUUUCUGGGGGAAACACCAUAGGAUGUAGCUAUUUCUUGAUUUGAUGGAUUGAUUUAUGAUUCUUUUCUUCCAAUCUCUAUUGCAUGAAAUUGCUUAAUGCUUUGUGUUGACUGGCCACCAAUACAUCGAUUUGUAGUUAAUUAGGUUAUUAGCGACAGUGAAACCCUAAUAACUGAACCUAUUUCAUGUGACAUAGUAACUUAUCGAAGCGACAGUGGAUUAAAUAAGGUGCUAUGCGGUCUUAAAUAGGAUAUCGAUCUUCAGGCUAAAUAAUUAGGUCAUUGAGCUACGACAGUAGGAUUUGAUUUAAUUGUUUAGUACGUAGUAAUUCCCGACAGGGAUAGCUAGCACAUUCGUGAUAUCCUGGCUGUAGAGAGUUGGAUUAAAUUGAUUGGAGUAUGUGAAUUAAUCUGGAUAGGAUAGGUAGUGAAUCCCGGUGUUUCUCCCAGAGCUUUCUCCCAUUGAUUUUCUCCCGACAGUUUUCAUUUAGUUAAUUUGUUUAUUUUAUUUUGCUAGUAGUUAAUAAUCUCAUUAAACCAUUUUCACCUAUAGUUUGCUCUAUUAAAUCGGUAAAUCUUAAGGUUGUACCAGUCCCUAAGAGACGAUACCCGGACUUUCCGGUUUUACUACAAGAUAGGAAUUGAAGCUAUACGCUUUUGACCUAUCAGUACCCCUUUGGUAUCUGCCAAAAAAUGACCCGGAAUAAAUCCGCUCAAAUCGGUGCUUAUGGACUCAAUCAUUGUUGGAGAAUAGCCUCAGGCAGAAUCCGUGAUCUGUAGUCUUCAAUAUCCAAAGAAAAUGGUCUUUCGUCGCCCAAAAAAUUACAAAAAUGCCAUCCAAAAAUAAAUUGGACUAAAUCAGUGCUUAAUCGACUUAUCAUUUGUGGAGAAUAGGAUCAAUAAACAUCAUUAUCGGUGGAGAAUAGCCUCGACCUGAUUCCUUGUUCUGUAGCCUCCAGAAUCGAAAGAAAAUGGCAUUUCGGAUAAAUCGCCUGAAAUCUGUGAUGGUACCCCUUUGGAAUCUGCCAAAAAUUGAUCCGUAAUAAAUCUGCCAAAAUCGAUGCUUAAUGGACUCAAUUAUUGUUAGAGAAUAGCCUCAGGCUGAAUCCGUGAACUGUAGCCUUCAUAUCCAAAGAAAAUGGCCUCUCAUCGCAUAAAAAAUUAUGAAAAUGCUAUCCGAAAAUAAAUUCCCCCAAAUCGGUGCUUAAUGGACUUAUCAUCCGUGGAGAAUAACAUCAAUAGACUUCAUUAUCGGUGGAGAAUAGCCUUGGUUUGAUUCCGUGAUUUGUAGCCUCCAAAAGCGAAACAAAAUGGCAUUGCGGAUAAAUCGCCCGAAAUCUAUGAUGGUACCCCCUUUGCAAUCUGCCAAAAAUUGACCCGGAAUAUAUCCUUUCAAAUCGGUGCUUAAUGGACUCAAUCAUCGUUGGAGAAUAGCCUCAGGCUGAAUCCGUGAACUGUAGCCUUCAUAUCCAAAGAAAAUGGCCUCCCUCUCGUCGCAUAAAAAAUUACGAAAAUGCCAUCCAAAAAUAAAUUGGAAUAAAUCGGUGCUUAAUGGACUUAUCAUCCGUGGAGAAUAGGAUCAUUAAACUUCAUCAUCGGUGGAGAAUAGCCUCGACCUGAUUCCCUGUUCUGUAGCCUCCAGAAUCGAAAGAAAAUGGCAUUUCGGAUAAAUCACCUGAAAUCUGUGAUGGUACCCCUUUGGAAUCUACCAAAAAUUGACCCGGAAUAAAUCUGCCAAAAUUGGAGCUUAAUGGACUCAAUUAUCUUUAGAGAAUAGCCUCAGGCAGAAUUAUUGAUCUGUAGCCUUCAAUAUCAAAAUAAAAUGGCAUUUCGUCG